Molecule: messenger RNA, 930 nt
Organism: Mesocestoides corti
Lineage: Eukaryota; Metazoa; Platyhelminthes; Cestoda; Cyclophyllidea; Mesocestoididae
Source: the annotation of a GenBank genome assembly
AUGGCUUCGCCUGUGUUAUUUGGCGUCAAAGUAUGGCCUGUUCUUUCCAUGGCCAUUUUAAUAAUUUUUUACGGGCUUUCUUUUGUUGAUUCCAGUGUGUUCUACUUUGCCAUAACUGUAGCCCGUGUGUUGCCCCCGCAUUACUGGUUUUGGACCCUGUUCACAUUUAGCUUUUUCAAUAACCGUUUAUUGCACGUGGUUUUUGACAUGGCCACUGUCUACUUGGUAGAUGUGGUCAUGUUUCCGUCGUGGAACUUAUCUGAGGUUAUUCGAUGUUGUGUGCUAGCCCAGUUUUUCUCGUCAGGCCUUGUUGUCUGCACGCUUUUCCUUGGUUAUGCGUGCACAUUCAAUUUGGAUCUCCUGUGGACAACUCCUAUUUGCGGUUUAAGCCCCCUACUUGGCGCUGCGUUGGUAGUGGCACGUCAACUCACCCCUGACAAUGUUCUUGCAAACCUUCCUCUUGGAAAAUUUCGGACUAAACACAUUGCCUUCACCAUGUUUUUCUGUUUCCUCAUAUUGGCUGUCCUUCAUGUCACUGACUAUGUGCAUUUUCUGUUGUUGACGUAUGGCGCUCUUGUCACAUGGGUGUAUCUUCGAUUCUUUCAAAGACAUAGUAAUGGUGAUAUCGGUGAUACUACUGAUGCCUUUGACUUCUCCGGCUUCUUUCCUAAUCAUUUAGAACCGCCGAUCGCGAUUAUCUCCAACGCCAUCUAUAACUUGCUUGUGAAAGUACGGAUCUGUAAAGACAAGAGGAUCCUCGAUACUGAUUAUUGUGACACGUCGUUCGCAGUGCGAGUCAUUGACGUUGAUAGUCAAAGGUAUACACACAUUCCUUUAGUGCUUUCUGUUCUUCUGGCUUUUGUUGAAAGUUCCGAUUUUUCACCAAUAGGUCUUCGCCUCAGGUGUCUAACGGAGAUCCGCUGUUGCUAA